This is a messenger RNA of Prunus persica (peach), 1554 nucleotides long. RefSeq names its product TMV resistance protein N. The record is from RefSeq and is a predicted model, not a curated record. Gene Ontology annotation, biological process: defense response; signal transduction. The transcript has 3 exons. NCBI's taxonomy places the organism in Eukaryota, Viridiplantae, Streptophyta, Magnoliopsida, Rosales, Rosaceae. Gene Ontology annotation, molecular function: ADP binding. The coding region runs from base 73 to 1269 and encodes 398 amino acids.
CUUUUUUGCCAUCCCAAAGUGCAUCGAGGCUUCAUCCUUCUGAAUACUUGCAGGGUUUUGCAGGUUUUUUAUAUGGCUUCUUCUUCUUCUUCUUCUUCUAAUCCCCCUCCACAAAAGUACGAUGUGUUUAUAAGUUUCAGAGGUGCAGAUACCCGGGACACUUUUACCAGCCAUCUCAAAGCUGCUUUAGGUCGCAAGAAAAUUGAGACCUACAUGGAUGACAAACUUGGGAUGGGGGACAAAAUUGGACCUGCCCUCUUGCAAGCGAUCGAGAAAUCAAAGGUUUCGUUAAUCGUUUUCUCGAAAAACUAUGCUUUUUCCACGUGGUGUUUGGAUGAACUUGCGCACAUAUCGGAAUGCAAAAAAAGAUACGGACAAAUUGUCAUACCCAUUUUUUACGGCAUAGAUCCAUCACAGGUACGGAAACAACAGGAUAGUUAUGCAGUUGCAUUUGCUCAACUUGAAGAACGUUUCGAGGACAACAUGGACAAAGUGCUCAUGUGGAGAAAUGCCUUGAAGGAAGCAGCCGAUAUGUCUGGCUUCGAUAAUUCAAAAAGAACAGGGACGGAGGCUGAUUUGAUUGAGAAAAUUGCCGAAGAUGUUUUGACCAAACUGAAUCGUGCAUCGUCAAGUGAUUUAAAGGACCUGGAUCAAUUUUAUUUAAGGAAAAUUGAGGAAAUUGAAUCGUUAUUAUGCCUUAAUUCACCAGAUGUUUGCACUGUAUGCAUUUAUGUAGGCAUUUGGGGCAAGAGUUGGCUGACCACCCUUGGGGAUGUUUUGUUUCACCGGCUGUCUUGUCAAUUUGAAGCUACUUGUUACCUUGCAGAUGUUAAGGGGGUGUCAAAAAGUCAUGGACAGAAGCACUUGAGAAAUCUACUUCUUCGUCAUAUAUUAAAGGAAAAAGAUCUAAGUAUCGACACUAAAAAUGUAUCGCCGUUUAUUCAAGAAAGGCUCAGCCGUACAAAGGUCCUCAUUGUUCUUGAUGAUGUGAAUGAUUCAAGCCAGAGAGAAUAUCAAGCAUGUGCUGGUCGUCUUAAGUUUGGCCCUGGAAGUAGAAUCAUUAUAACAACUAGAGAUAGGAGUCUACAUAAGAAAACUGUUCAUCAUGAUAAGAUUUACAAGUUCGGUCAUAAGAACGGAUUGAUUUCAUGGGCAUUGAAGAUUGGUGUUCCCGUUAGAGAUAUAGCUGCAGCCUUACCCGAACUCUACGUACCCCAGUGGGCGAGUGACCAACCAGCUCAACCCAGCCACUCUGCUGGCCAAUUGUAAUCUUCCUCACUUUGUUCACAAUUUGACAUGCAUCUCUCAUUUACAAAUUAAUUAAUAUCUCUUCACACCACCUCCAUCCUGCAGCCUUAACCGCGCUAUAACCACUUGCAGGCAUAUAAUAUCACCACUACCAUCAAUUAUCACAAAGCAGGAAGUUGCUUCGCAAAUAUGAUGUUAAGCAAGUGGCUUAGUAUUAUAUGAGUGCAUAGAAAUAUUAAAAUUACAAUUAUUUAAUUGAGUGGUUAAAUGGUUUUAUAUUCAAGCGAAUUUUUGUAGGGACAAUCU